AUGGAGCCCCCACCAGACUACAGUGAGCAUCCGCAGCAACUCACAGACAUCGAUCUGAAGAUGUGGAUCCCCUUCGCGCAAGGCGAUAAUAUGUUCUUCAACUAUGCCGUAGGGGUAUCGAGACGUAUGGGGUUGAUUGGGGAGCGCUUGUUUUGUGGUACGAGGACGGCGAUGCGUGUUGAAUUCUGGGAUAUUAAGCCGGUUCGGGGAUCGAUCCUAGGCAGGCCGGUUAACGCGGAAACGAUACAUGAUAUUGGGAGUAUGAAUACGUAUUUGAAAGAGAACUUGACGAUUGGAAUAAGGACUAUAUCAAUUCACGCCAACAGCCCAAACUCACCACUGUCCAUUACGGCUGAAGCUAUGAAUGUACUCCUCACUCAGCUCCGUGUGGGACCUCAAUUUCUCGACCUCCUGUUCUCAUUUGCAGGACAUGGGAAAGAUGUUGAAGCUGGGUCCGGGAGUUUGGUGUACAAGUAUGUGGCAAAUGGCCCGAAUGUUGCGGGCAUUUUGGAGGUACAAUACAUCCUGCGAUAUCCCAUUCUCACUAAUGACAACACAUGGAUCAUCUCUCAGACAGCAGUCUACCACCGCCAUGUCCUCAAAACACAUGGUAGCUUCUGGAUCCUCCUCCACUCGGACGCCGAUUCGCCUCUGCAGGCUCGUCUCCAAGCUUGCAUGCGACAGUGGGAGCGCAGCCACAGCUAUGUGCGUGAUGGGUUUGAUCACGUACAUUUCCUCGCGCUGAGUAGCUAUCUUGGGGAAUGGAGGUGGUUCUUAUUGGAUUUGGAGAAGGAGGUUGAGGCGUUGGACACAUCAUCCCUCUCCCUCCUCCAUAACACAUCCUCAACCUCGCACUCCGACAGCACCCAAACUCGCCUCCACAUCGAGAACACCACCCGUACUCUCCACCGACGCAUCGCACCCCUCAAACCGAUUCUAGAAUCCACUCUCCAGACGGUCAAAAAUUUAGGCGUGGUGGCAGGUAAGCCGCCGAAGAUGGCUGAUGAGUUCCGGACGUAUGAGGUGAUGAUUACGGGAUAUUUGGCGGCUGUGGAGGGGUUGAGGGGCGCUGUUGAGAGGGUGGGGAGAGUUAGGGGAGAUUUGAGUUAGGGAAGAUGGGUGAGGGGUUGGGUGAAUGAGUGUCGGUAGUUUGAUGUCGGGACUUCAAGAAGGAGGAGGAGGAGGUGGAGGAUUACGAGAAGCUUUCGACCUGUGAUGACGACCGUAGGCGGUAUCCAUAGAGUGUCUAGUAUAUGUAUCUAAGCAUCUUGUUCAAGGUUUGACAUAUUACUGAACGACGUUUGUGUGUCUAGCUGUCGAAAACUAGAAAUGGGCAGUCUCC
Cadophora gregata is the source of this 1342-nucleotide messenger RNA. RefSeq lists its product as uncharacterized. Lineage: Eukaryota; Fungi; Ascomycota; Leotiomycetes; Helotiales; Ploettnerulaceae. The coding region runs from base 1 to 1110 and encodes 369 amino acids. The record is from RefSeq and is a predicted model, not a curated record. The transcript has 6 exons.